Messenger RNA from Gymnogyps californianus (California condor), 849 nucleotides. RefSeq names its product fibrinogen-like protein 1-like protein. The transcript is spliced from 2 exons. The record is from RefSeq and is a predicted model, not a curated record. The coding region runs from base 1 to 849 and encodes 282 amino acids. Lineage: Eukaryota; Metazoa; Chordata; Aves; Accipitriformes; Cathartidae.
AUGCUGUUGACGAGCUCAGCGGGAUUUAUUCUGUUCUUGCUCUCUCAUUGCACUGUGUCAGUGAGCACCAAAGAGGCAGUGGUCUUGGCUAAUGCCCACCUUCUCCCCCAAAGAGGCUAUGAGAAACUGGGCAACACCAAUGAACAAGACUAUCCAAGGGAUUGUUUUGAGAUUUUUCAGCGCGCCAAAGGAAAUACCAGAGAUGGUCUUUACAUCAUCCAACCAAAGGAGGACCCAAUUGUUGUCUUUUGUAACAUGCAGGAUGGUGGCUGGACAGUAAUCCAGCACAUUACAGCCAAUAGUACUGUCGACUUUGAUAGGACCUGGCAGGAUUACAAAUACGGAUUUGGCUCCAUUCAUGACAACCACUGGUUAGGAAAUGAAUAUAUGCAUCAGUUAACUAGCAGCUCUGUGCAAUAUAUACUUGGAGUUAAACUUGUAAACCUAAACGCUGAAAUCAAAUGGGGACAGUAUGAACCAUUCCUUAUUGAAGGUGAAGAGUCUCAAUACCGAAUCAGGGUUGGUCUAUACAAAGGCAACGCCACUGAUGCUCUGACCCUGGACACAGAGGCUUAUCUCCAUGACAACCAGAAGUUCACCACCAAGGACAGAGACAAUGACAAUUACUUUCAGAAUUGUGCUAAACUGGAACACAAUGGUGUUCCUGGGGGAGGCUGGUGGUACGACGCGUGUGCUGGAGCAAAUCUAAACCGUAGGAACAUGAUAUACUGGCAAAAGGACUGCAACAAGCAACGCAUGUGCAAGUUUGCAUGGAUGAUGAUCAAACCCAUUGACCACAGCCUGUCAUAUCCAACCAAGUCCUGUCCAUGUCAGAAAGUUGAACUGUAG